AUGGCCUCCACGGUUACGCCGUUUGCUCACUUACAAAUCCCUCUAGAAGAGGUAGUAAAGGCCACCAACAACUUUGACGAUGAAUACAUCAUCGGAGAAGGUGGUUUCGGAAAGGUUUAUAGAGGACAACUCUUGGUGUCCGGGGCAGAGAUAGUGAAUAUUGCUGCUCGGAGACUAGAUCCUAAGCAUCACCGACAGGGAUCUGUUGAGUUCUGGACCGAGAUUACCGUGCUUUCUAGCCUCAAACAUGACAAUAUAGUAUCUAUGAUUGGGUUUUGUGACGAGAAUGGUGAGAAGAUCAUCAUAAACAAGGAUGAGGCCACCAAGGGAAGUCUCUCCAUGUAUCUUAGCGACCCAACAACCCUCACCUGGAUUCAAAGAUUGAAGAUAUGUGUGGGAGUUGCGCGUGCGUUGAGAUGCAUCCAUAACGGUGAAGGGGGGCGAAGUGAUAGUGUCAUACACCGUAACAUCAACAGCUCCACAGUGUUAUUAGAUGCUAAAUUUGAAGCCAAGCUAUCUGGUUUUGAAUUAUCUAUCAAACAACCUGUGAAUCGAAAGGAUCAGGUUGUCAUCUCAGAAGCUAUUGGCACAAAAGGGUAUAUGGACCCGUCGAUUAAAAAAAAGGGAGGUGUAAGUCACAAGUCGGAUAUCUACUCGUUUGGAGUGGUUUUAUGUGAAAUAUUAUGCGGGAGGAAAGCUUUUAUUCCAGAUCAUGUGGAUGAUAGUUUUUUGGCUCCAUUGUUCAUAUCUCACUUUGAAAAUGGAUCACUGAAUGAUGUAAUCCAUCCGGAUUUGCGGCCUCAAAUGAGCCGGCAAUCACUCACCUGGUUCUCCAGAGAAGCAUAUUCUUGUCUAAACAAGGACAGGGCACAACGUCCAAAAAUGGACGACAUUGUCGUUGCAAUUGAGAAAGCACUAGAACUUGAAAACUUGAUUCAAAAAUUGGAGCACUUGAAGAUUCCCCUUAGUGAUAUAACACUGGCCAGUGAUAACUUUUCCGAGGAAUACUGUAUAAGGGGCACCAAUUACUAUGACUUGUACAUAGCAGAUAUCGAGUAUGUUGAUACCAAAAAUCCUUCCAUUAAAAAACAAAGUGAUUCACAUGGGUCACACAACAAAGUAGUUAUAAAACGCUAUCUCCCAGCAGAAAAAGCCUUAGGACAAGACAUACAAAAAGUCGUAGCAGAAGACGUAUUCUUUACCGAAUUGAAUAUGUUUAAUAUUUGCAAGCAUCCAAGCAUAGUCAAAUUACUUGGAUUUUGUGUUGAAGGUUCUGAAAUGAUCCUUGUUGUUGAGCACCUUUCUAGUGGAUACCUAGCAACGUGGUUGCGGUGUGCGUCCAAAGACGUUAACAGGCAUAUUUUUACUUGGGAAAAACGUUUGAAAAUCUGCAUCGAUGUGGCAAAUGCAUUGAAUUACCUUCAUACCGAGAUGGAGGAUCAAAAGAGGGUAAUAUGCCGUAACAUUAGCAGCUACAUGAUUGCAUUGGACGAGAAUUGGGGGGCAAAAAUUACCGACUUAUCGUUCUCGGUAUUCCUGCCUCCAAAUCAAUAUCACGACACUCUCUAUCACCGUUUUGCUUUCGGCAAUAUUCCACAGUAUAUAGAUCCAGAAUAUAAGGGUAUUGGUAAGCUGAAAAGAGAAUCGGAUGUUUACAGUUUUGGAGUAGUUAUGUGCGAAGUUUUAUGUGGGAGGUUAGCCGAUGACCCCAUAUACUUAAAGGAGAAUGACAAUGGGUUGGCGUAUGUGGCACGACGAAAUUUUCAAGAUGCAACACUACUAAAGGAAAUGAUAGAUCCAAAUUUAAAGGAAGAAAGUGGUGAAAACUUGUUUAGAAGGCUAAACAAAAAUUCUUUGGAGAAAUUCAUAAAAACUGCAUACAAUUGUUUAGCAGAAAGUCAAGACCAACGGCCAACAAUGAAAGUGGUCAUCCGGGAGCUUCAAGAUGCCUUAUCCUAUCAGAUAAAGAAAUUGGAACACUUGAAGAUUCCCCUAGGAGAUAUAAUGUUGGCCACCGAUAACUUUUCCAUGGCAUACAUGAUACUGAAUGCCCCGAACCAAUCAUAUUCAUACUACAAAGCAGAACUCAAGCAUUUUGUUACAGAAAAUUCUUCAAUCAUGGAAGGAAAGAAUAAAAGUGAUAUGUGUUGGACAUGCAACACAGUAGUUAUAAAACGCUACCUCCCAGGAAAAUACGAUAAUAUAAAAAAGAUGUUCUUUACGGAAAUUCAAAUGCUCGACACUUGCAAGCAUCCAAGCAUAGCUAAACUACUUGGAUUUUGUGUUGAAGGUUCUGAGAUGAUCCUUAUCGUUGAGCAUCUUUCUAAGGAAUACCUAUCCGAGUUUUGGCACCCUAGAGCCAAAGAGACGAGGCAUUAUCUUACUUGGGCGAGACGUUUGAAAAUCUGCCUGGAUGUUGCAAAUGCAUUGAAUUACCUUCAUACUGAGAUGGAGGACCAAAAGACAAUAAUACACCUUGAUAUUAGGAGCCGCAACAUUGCAGUGGACGAGAAUUGGGGGGCAAAAAUUAUUGACUUUCGCUACUCUGUAUUCCUGCCUCCUAAUCAAUACAAUGAAGCUCUCUAUGACCCUCCUUUUUCAACUACUUAUGAAUACCAGGAUCCAGAAUAUAGAAAGACUGGUAAGGUGAAACGAGAAUCAGAUGUAUAUGGUUUUGGAGUAAUUCUGUUUGAAGUUCUAUGUGGGAGGUCAGCCUAUGACCCGAUAUAUAAAAAACAGACUGAAAAAGGGCUGGCGUAUGUGGCAAGACGAUGCAUCCGAGAGGGAACGCUAACGGAAAUGAUAGAUCCUCUAUUAAAGGAACAAAGGGGCGAAAACGGCUUUAUUCUAAACAUUGGACCAAACAAAGAUUCAUUGGAGAAAUUUGUUAAAAUUGCACACGCGUGCAUAGCAAAAACUCAAAACCAACGUCCAACAAUGAGAGCAGUCAUCCAAGAGCUUAAAGAUGCCUUAUUCUUUCAGGAAAACAAGGAUAACUUCAUAAUGUCAUUCCACGACAUUGAACUGGCCACAGAAAACUUUCAUAAUGACAAUUGCAUUGGUAAAGGAGGAUUUGGGAACGUUUAUAGAGGAAAAGUACCACAAGGUGAUGGGUUCAAUACCAUUGUUGCAAAGCGAUUGGAUACAAGGCUUGGUCAAGGUGAACAACAAUUUAGGGCUGAGCUCCAAAUUUUGUUUGAGUAUAAACAUAAGAAUAUCAUCCCUCUUGUGGGAUAUUGUGACGAAAAAGAUGCGAAAAUUAUUGUUUACGAGUACGCGUCUCGAGGAAGUCUUGAUAGGUAUCUGAAGGAUGCUCAUCUUACAUGGAUGAAACGACUUAAUAUAUGUAUUCAUGUUGCAACGGCGCUGGCUUUCCUUCAUGGAGGAGCCGGAAAACAAGCAAUAGUGAUACAUAGGGACAUCAAAACUCCAAACAUUCUAUUAAAUGAUGAGUGGGAUGCAAAACUUGCUGAUUUUGGGCUUUCGUUGAUAAGUCCAAUUAAUCAGGAAACAGACUAUGUCAUUGAUCAUGCGUGUGGCACACGAGGCUACCUGGACCCCCUUUACUUAAAAUCAGGUUUCUUAACCAAAGAAUCUGAUAUUUAUUCAUUUGGGGUGGUUUCAUCAAAGAGAGCUUUGAAAAAGGAAAACAUGAUGACGUGGUAUUUGAGGCUCUAA
This is a messenger RNA of Erigeron canadensis, 3678 nucleotides long. RefSeq lists its product as uncharacterized. The coding region runs from base 1 to 3678 and encodes 1225 amino acids. Gene Ontology annotation, cellular component: plasmodesma; plasma membrane. The transcript is spliced from 5 exons. NCBI's taxonomy places the organism in Eukaryota, Viridiplantae, Streptophyta, Magnoliopsida, Asterales, Asteraceae. Gene Ontology annotation, biological process: protein autophosphorylation. Gene Ontology annotation, molecular function: ATP binding; transmembrane receptor protein tyrosine kinase activity. The record is from RefSeq and is a predicted model, not a curated record.